UGCUAGCUGUCUGAAGCGGCAGCGAGCGGAGUUGGGCAAGAAGCUUCCGUCUCUCUCUCUCUCUGGGCUGCGGAAACUACUACAAGAAAGCAAGAGAUCUCUCUUGGUAGGAGACUCUAGAAAGGCGGCUGUGAUUUGGGGAAAGGUUGAACGCUUUAUUCAGAGUCUCAGCUCAACUGACUAUAUAUAUUUAAAACAUUUUCAUCUGAUUAAGGUUAAAGGCCUUCGGAGAUGGGCGACAAGGCGGGGACCAGAGUCUUCAAGAAGUCCAGCCCCAACUGCAAGCUCACAGUAUACUUGGGGAAAAGGGACUUUGUGGAUCAUCUAGAUCACGUGGACCCUGUAGAUGGGGUGCUCUUGAUCGACCCAGAAUACCUUAAAGACAGAAAAGUGUUUGUGACCCUGACGUGUGCCUUCCGUUAUGGUCGUGAAGAUCUGGAUGUUCUGGGCCUGUCCUUCCGUAAGGAUCUCUUCAUCUCCAGUUUCCAGGCAUAUCCUUCCUUGCCUGAGGAACGUAAACCACUCAGUCGGCUGCAGGAGAGACUGCUGAAGAAGCUCGGACAGAACGCUUACCCUUUCAACUUCACGAUUCCUCAAAACCUUCCCUGCUCGGUUACUCUACAGCCAGGCCCAGAAGACACAGGAAAGGCUUGUGGUGUAGACUUUGAAGUCAGGGCAUUCUGUGCCAAAACUGUGGAUGAGAAGACCCACAAACGGAACUCUGUGCGGUUGGUCAUACGGAAGGUACAGUAUGCUCCAGAGAAACCUGGUCCUCAGCCAAUGGUGGAGACCACACGGAGCUUCCUUAUGUCUGAUCGCUCCCUUCAUCUUGAGGCCUCGCUAGAUAAAGAACUCUACUACCAUGGUGAACCUAUCAGUGUCAACGUCCAUGUCACCAACAACUCCACCAAAACAGUCAAAAGAGUUAAAAUUUCUGUGCGACAGUAUGCUGAUAUCUGUUUGUUCAGCACCGCCCAAUACAAAUGUCCUGUGGCUCAGGUAGAGACCGAUGACCAGGUAUCACCCAGCUCAACAUUUUGCAAGGUGUAUACACUCACUCCCACGCUGACCAACAACCGAGAGAAGAGAGGUCUGGCUCUGGAUGGUCAGCUGAAGCAUGAAGAUACCAACUUGGCCUCCAGUACCAUAGUGAAGGAUGUUUCUAAUAAGGAGGUUCUGGGAAUUUUGGUGUCCUACAGAGUUAAAGUCAAGCUAGUGGUGUCUCGUGGAGGCGAUGUGUCUGUGGAGUUGCCUUUUGUCCUGAUGCACCCUAAGCCCUCCGAACAGCCAAAUUCGAGACCGCAGUCAGCUGUGCCAGAGACAGAUGUCCCUGUGGAUGCCAACCUCAUAGAGUUUGAAACAAAUAACAUUUCCCAGGAUGAUGACUUUGUGUUUGAGGACUUUGCGAGGCUCAGGCUGAAGGGAAUGAAAGAUGAAGAGGACGACCACUUCUGCUAACCCCCCUCCUCUAAUAUACACACACACAUAAUCAUGACACCAUAAAGAGGAAGUGAAACGGGAAGCAAAGGAAGAAGAACGGGGUUUAAGGUGUCAAUCUGCCAGUACUCUCAUACCAUUGCUCCACUGGGCCCAUCUGAUGGAAUGGUGCCACAUACUGAUAUUUCAAAGCCUUUUGUCUCUUUUUCCUUUAUCCUUUCUUCUUUUUUCUUUUGCUUUCCUGCUACAUCACUUUGCCAUGUGCGACAUGGUCCUUACAUUGACCCUUUUCUCCGGUCAUAUGAGCCUUUUCACUCUUGUGCUUGUAUGUUGGAGAGAAACAUAUUGAGCAAAGCAACUGAAUUUAGACCACAUUUACACCUGGUAUUCAGAUACGAUUGGUUGAUAGGCUCACAAGUGGAGGAGAGAGACGCAUGUUCGUUCACACCUGUGGUUUUAAUCAGCCUCUUUUGUCCACUUUCCACCGCUUCUGAUUACUUUGAGGGGGUGGUCUGUGGGCUUUCUUUUGAACACGAGUGGGAUAAAUUAUGGGUUUAAAUUGACCUGCGCUAAUAUUAUGUCAGAAUGCCGUUGCUUGUGUUGGUAAUAAAUAUGAUGCACAAUGUUUUGUACAUGUAAAUGCAAGGACGCUCUCAUAUAUUUUAGAGCAACUGGUGAAAUAAGCCUACGUAACUUCACACAAUGCAAAUGGAAAUGUAAGGUAGCAUGCAAACCAAAGCGUUUACCCCAGCGGCCAGCGUAUGUUUCCAAUGGAACGCCAGCAGCUAGCAUGUUUUGUCCGCGCCGAGUUGAAAAAUAUUCAACUUUGGGUGAAACGCUAAGCUCGUCAAUGUCGCAUCUUACUCAGCCGUCCAAUCACAAUGGAGGAGGGGUGGGACAAAUAUCACAACAACCAACGGGCGCAUCGUUUAAUGACUAAAAAACAAAGCAGAAGUAUAGCAACCAAAGCGCUUAUCUAAAGAAAAUCUAUCUGUGUCCGCCUGGCCUUGGUAUGUACGCCCCGUAAAUGAGAGGCGAAGAGCAACCACUUCAGUUUUAUCAAUGAAAGCCUAAAGGCCACACAGGACACUGGGUUUGCGUUAGAAGUCGGGACAGAUGGAAAAACAUUGUGCUCGGCAGUGUUGGGGGUAACACAUUACAAGUUUAUGUUAUUAUGUUAUAUUACUUUUCUGAAGUAACAAGUAAAGUAACGCAUUACUUUUUAAAUGUACACAUUAAUAUUUGAGUUACUUUUAAAAAAAAAUAAUGCAAGUUACUUUUUUUGUUUACAUUAUGCACUCUAUGCGUACACGCCUGUGUGGGACACUUUGAGUUUGAUUUCUGAAUGCAGAACUUUUCAGUCAUAAAAAACCAGCCCAGUCUCGUGAAAUUUCGUUAUAUUGUCACGUAAUUUUUUUAAAUUCGUUUUUCGUGAUAUUAUCACGAAUUUCUGCGCUUUUUGUGAUCGUAUAUAGUAUACAGUAUAACGAAUUCCUGUUUUCGUGUGAUUAUCACGUAUUGGUUACUCAACUGUUUUGUCCUAUUUUCUUACCAUUGUCACUUCGGUUUAGGGUUCGAUUUACAUAAAAUGACAUCCCUACCCAAACCCAACUCUAACCCUAACGCCAGGCGACAUAUAAAAAAAAUCAGAAAAUAUAGUAUAAACCAAUAUAUAAAGUGACAUUCUAAUGCAAGCACCAAAUCUAACCCUAAACCGAAGCGACAAUGGUUUAAAAAUGGGAAAAAGCAGUUGAGUAACCAAUACGUGAUAAUCACACGAAAACAGGAAUUCGUUAUACGAUCACGAAAAAACACGGAAAUUUGUGAUAACAUCACGAAAAAAGAAUAAAAAAACCCUGACUAUAUCACGAAACCUUGUGAGACUGCAUAGUAAAAACACCUGCAAGGCCUGAAAGAGAUCAAGCCUCAGUCAAGAAAAAGUAACUAAAAAGUAACGUAAGCAUUACUUUCCAUGAAAAGUAACUAACACAAUUAGUUACUUUUUUUGGGAGUAACUUAAUAUUGUAAUGGAUUACUUUUAAAAGUUACUUUCCCCAACACUGGAGGUCGGUACAUCACAUUAGAUCAAUAGGCUGAGAGUGGGCGUUUUUUGUUUCUGGUCGAACACAUUCGACCACGAGCGCGACCCCACAAAAGCAAUCCGGUCGAAUGCGUUUUCGACUACCUCUGAAAAUCCUAUUAUACCCCGUUUAGUAUCAUCCACUUGUGAUCCGAUCAACCAAAAUGCAUCUUAAUACCAGGUGUAAACGGGGCCUUCGAUGAGUUAUCUAGACAUCAAUGUAUAAGAUUGUGGAUAGGCGAAAGAUCCAUCCAUUCAGGGGUGAAUUUUUAUGUUUAUUUCUUGUUAUUAUAUUCCCGCUUAUAUAUAUCAAGUGGGCACUACUAGCUAUGUAAUGAAGAUAUAUAUAUGUUCCAUGUUAUUUCAUUGUACAGUACAUACACUGUUCACGAACACCAUAGGGAACUUGAGUUUGGUGUUGAUUUUAUUCCUGUAAUCCAAUCCAUCCAUACUUGCUCAGCGGCUUUUAUGUUAUAGUUAUGUCAAAUGUAAACAUAUCAUAAAAAUUUGUAGUAACUCUCUUCUGUGCGCUUGUAGUGCACACAAUACUCCAAUAAUUAAGGAUGUGGCAUUUGUAGUGGAAAAGUAGUCGGCAGAGUGCAUUAGGACACGAACGUCUGUUUUCUUAUUGUACAUUUUAGCAUCUGCGAUAUACCACAUGUUGAGUUAUAUGUAUACACUGCUACAAGUCUUCAGUUGAACAUUAGUUUGUAGAUAAAACAAGAGGCCAGAAACAGAAUGCCAGAUGUCUGUUAUUUCUGUAUAUGUGCCACACAAAAUGUAAUUCUUUAUUAUUUGUGCCUGCCAAACUAUUUGCCAAAAUGUGAUGAUUUAAGAUGCUGCUUGUAAUUUAAGCUAAGUUCAGUUCUUGCUCAUUCCAUGUUUUAGUUCACUGUUACAACUGUUGAUGUAACCAUUGGACUGCCAGAAAUAUUUCAAUAUUAAUGGUUAUGUUAAAGUCUCAUUUAUAGCGUGAUUUCCAGAAGUUUUACUGUUUAGUCUUCUGCAAGGAACAAGCCUUUUCUUCAACAUUCUGCAUAGUUUACUACUGAACAGUGGCAAAAAUUAUGUUAUGGUUAAACUUGUUACAUUGUGUACAAAGAAUGCAAUAUUUUGCAGUGAACAAAGUGGAGCUCCCAUUGAAGGACAAAAAGGCUAUAUCUUAAAUAAAGGUUUGCUUUCUUUAAAGCACCCAAAAAGUCAAGUCAGUGAGCAUACUUGCAUUGGGUUUUAACUUUCAUUUGUCCUCUAGUAGGGGGUUUAAAGGUCUUGUCCUCUUGUAGGUCUACAAAACCACAAAUCUCGACAGAGACCUAGAAACAUUGCAGGAGAUCUUUUAGAUGAUAAAGGAGAAAUGCAACUAACCAUUGCUUAACCCAGUAACAUAAGUAGUCUAUAACGUGUGAAUAGAUGAGUUUCCCAGCUAUUAUUUGUUUUUUAUUGUUAAAAUCACAAAGACAUCUUUUAUUGUGAAUUCAGAGUUUAUUUUUAUGAGAGCUGGAGAAAGAAUGUUGUAUAUAAUGUAAUUGUCUAUGAAUAUUGUGCACAUUAAUUUCAGGAGACUGUCUAUGUCCAGUAAAGUCAAAAAGGAGGAUGUUAAGUAGAUAGUUUUGCUUUCAGGCUAGUUUCCUCCGCAGUCCUAUAGUUGAGAUUAAUUUUUUUCCAGCACUGUCUAUACAGUGCAGGAAGUUAUUGGCAUAAUGUUGUGUGAAAUUUUCCAAAUUUAAAGCAAAUGCUCAAAUAGAUCUAUUUCUAUUGUUCAAUUUUGAUAGAUGCUGAUUUUUAUAGAUGAAACCUUUUAAUGGCAUGUAUAGAUCUGUAAUCCUGAACAUUGAAAUUCAUUCUGUAAGAUUUUGCAAGCAGAAUUAUGAACAUUGUUUAUAAAGCUUUACAAAAAAGGACAUUGUGUUAAAAUAUAAAUGUACUCUGUGAUUAAGAACUUGCUUAAACUGGCAUAUUAUGUAAAGACAACUUUGUGAGUUUGGAUAAACAUUAACAGAUCUGAAAUCACUGUGGCACGAGCCAUUCGAGUUAUUUUCCUCAAUAAAUAAAGCAUCAGCAAUAGCUUGAAA
Messenger RNA from Misgurnus anguillicaudatus (oriental weatherfish), 5589 nucleotides. It is a transcript of the gene arrb2b, whose product is annotated as arrestin, beta 2b. Gene Ontology annotation, biological process: positive regulation of ERK1 and ERK2 cascade; G protein-coupled receptor internalization; signal transduction. Gene Ontology annotation, cellular component: cytoplasm. Gene Ontology annotation, molecular function: angiotensin receptor binding. The record is from RefSeq and is a predicted model, not a curated record. Lineage: Eukaryota; Metazoa; Chordata; Actinopteri; Cypriniformes; Cobitidae.